Messenger RNA from Pocillopora meandrina, 5440 nucleotides. Lineage: Eukaryota; Metazoa; Cnidaria; Anthozoa; Scleractinia; Pocilloporidae. The record is from the annotation of a GenBank genome assembly.
AUGUUCAAUGCCACACCUCAGUACUCUUAUAACAAGGUCCCUAUGGAGGUACCACAGGGAAACAAGAAAGAUGCCCCAGAAGAACUAUCAUUUUGGUCACGUGUGACGUUCAGUUGGGUACUGGGAAGAUUGAAUAGUGCCCAGGAAUCAGUUGAUAGGCUCGUUCCCGGGCAACGCUCGACCUUCUGGAACUGGAGAGACCUGCGUGACAUAUGGAUGAAACACGCGCGAUCAGCACAAGCGCGGGACAAAGCGCCUCGUUUGUGGAAAGUCGUCCUCUCUUUUCCGAAAAUUGAGGGUUACACUCAACUGUUCUUGCUUCAGAUCUCCAUUCUUUGUGCACGUAUUCUACAACCAACCAUGUUCUCGUUUGUGUUCACCUCAGACCCAUUGUUCGGCUCGCCUGUACCGUGGUAUUGGGCCGCACUCACUGGCUAUUGGCUGUCUGUCUCGGUUGAGGGUCUGGUGCGGAGUCAUUACUCUUACUCUGCUGAAAUGACAAGUGGGUCGGUAAAAUCUGGUCUGGAUGGUUUGGUAUUUGAUAAGGUAAUCCUUAUACAAACACGCGUAUGCUUCUGAUUUAUAAACUUUUCUUUUCUUCCUCUUACACUCCGCAUGUGUUCACUCGGUGAAUCGGUAGAAAGAUCGGUAUACUUUUUAACUGAUCACUUUGUAUCCAUUUUGAUAAUAGAUCAAAUCAAGACCUGAAAGAUUAUAAACUAACUACAACUUUGCUUUUCAGGUUAUGCGCCUCAAGAAAACUUCUCUUGUUGAUUAUACGAGUAGUCACGUGGUUAACUUGAUAUCCAAAGAUUUGGAUUCUAUUGGUUCAUGUGUCUAUUCGGUACCAUUCCUCUUCACCGCGCCUGUCGAGCUACUGAUUAUGUCUUUGUUAUUGCUUGUGAUGGUUGGCUGGGAGGCUCUGUUGGGAGUUUCCUACAUCAUGUUCUGUACAUUUUUACGCUGUGGGGUGGGGAAAGUGUACAAAAAAAUGCACCUCGGCACUACGUUUUUCAGUGACCAGCGGAUCGCCCUGUUGAGCGAGGUUAUUUAUGGUAUAAGAGUUAUAAAAAUGAACGUGUGGGAAGAAGUGUUUGAGAAACUGCUCGGGAAUAGUCGCAGGUUUGUGUCACGGAUACUUUCCACUUAAAAUUAGUCGGAUGGUCAGUCAGUCAGUCAGCAUGUCAGUCAGUCAGUCAGUAUCUUCGUCAGUCAGUAAGUCUAUCAGUCAGGCAGUAAGUCAGUCAGUCAUUCAGUCAAUUGAUCAGUCAGUCAGUCAGUAAAUGAGUCGGUCAUUAAGUCAACCAAUCCGGUAACUUUUAAACUGAGUUAUCUGUCGACCAGCCUCUGGUCAGUCAAUCGGUAAGGCAGACUGUUAAUGUCUCAGUGACAUGUUGAGUCCACAGGCAAAAGCUAAUUAAGCAACCGAACAGACCCUCCUUACUUACUUGUUUGCUUAAUUUUAUUCUUAAUAUGCAUGUUUUUCUUUCCAGGAAAGAGCUGCCUUUCAUCAGGAAUAAAACGCUGGCUCUUGGUGCAUUUGUAUCCGUUCAACAAGCCGUUCCCAUCAUAGCCUCUUUAGUUUCCAUAGUAGCAUUAAUGAUGAGUGGAAAAGAACUCACCCACGAGAACGUAUUCUUGAUCAUAUUAGUAAUGUACAUACUCGAGUCUUCAUGCGGUGAAUCUUUUGCCAGAGGAACAGAUGUCCUUGUAAGAACACUUGGUCUGCUCUGUAAAAUAGAGAGUUUUCUCCUAAUAGACUUUCCGUUGUCAUCGUUUUACGAAAACGUAGCAAGUCGUACGAGUGAGGUCCCUCCCUCCGACAAACCUCCGAGUCUUUCUUUGAUUGGAGUCUGCUGCGAACGCGAAUGUGAGUUGGUGGAUAUUGAUCUAAACUUCGUCACUUUUAACUGCGAAGGUGCACAACUUGUCGCACUCACAGGGCCCCCUAAGGAAGGGGCCGUUACUUCACUGUUCUGUGAGGCUAUACUGAAAGAAGUUCCACUUUCAAGGGGGCGUAUAGUCCAACAUGGUGACCUCGCCUACGUUGGCCAAAAGCCAUGGAUAUUUUCAGGAACUGUUCGGGAAAACAUUGUUUUUGGGGAACCUUACAUCAAAGAAAGCUAUUCAGCUGUUUUAAGAGCUUGUAAACUGAAUGAAGCCAUGCAGUGUUUACCGGAUGGUGAUAUGACUAAAAUUGGCCAUGGUGGUUACAAACUAGCACUUAGUCAGCAGGAACUCAUAAACGUAGCACGUGCAUCUUACUCAUCAGCGUCCAUCGUCCUAAUGGAUAAUCCUCUUAGUCACGUAAGCAUCUCAGUAGCCAAUCAGGUCUUCGAUGAUUGCAUCCUAAGUUUUCUCUCGUCUCGUCUGCGUGUCGUGGUGACGGGUAGAGCAAGUUUCCUCGAGAGGUGUCCACGUGUGUUGCAGAUGGUUGAUGGCCUUAUUAUCAGAGAAGGAUCACUCGAUAACAUUCGGGAGUCUGGUGAAAAUCUCACGUGGCUGAGGACAGACACUAUCCAUGAGAGAGAAAAGAGUGGAGUGGUCCAACAAUCCUUGUCUGGUGGAAUCCGUUCCGCGAGUUUGAGGGAACCAAGCGUCAAAAAUAUCACUGAUCGAGAUGCUGAAGGAUUUUCUAUCUAUCUCAGAUAUGCGAGGCAAACAGGAUGGCUUCCAUUACUGUCAGUUGUAGGUUUCCUGUUAACAUUAACUCCAGGAGGUAAGGAAUGUCUAUUCAGAAAUAUCUGCUUCGAACCCUACCUUAAAAUGAUAAAUAAUCCACAAUAUUUAUAUGCUAAAAGCUGUAUUCGAUAACGUUGUUUUCCCCUUUCAGUCGUCCUCGCAGGUCUUGGAAUAUGGUUUGCACGAAUUGCAGAUCUAUCUCGUGAUUACCACUACCACCACUUCAGUUUGUCUGCAAUAGUUGUGGGAGCCUAUGUCAUACUGCUUCUUCUUAGAGCUCUGUUUCUGCUCUUGUGUGGCCUUCGAUCGUCCAUGCGCAUCCACGACAGAGCUAUUUCUACACUGCUUAAGACAUCAGUCCAACAUUUUGAAAACGAAGAGAAGGAUGCUUUCCUAAGAGUAUUUUCUAAAGAUGUAGAAUGUUUGGACGAGAAGCUCCCCUCCGACAUUCUGCAGUUGGCACAGUCGGUGGUAGAACAUGCUGCAGUGGCUGUUAUGAUCAUGCUAGUAGCUCCGUGGACGGUGCUUGCUUUCAUACCUGCAUCUCUUAUCUCAUUUGUGGUUGGGAAAAAAUAUCUCUGGUUGGAGCGACAGGCCAGAGAUAAUGAAAACAACACCUUAACGCCCCUGAUGAUGUAUUUUUCGGAUACUAUGAUGGGUGCGGUCACCAUUCGAGCCUCUCAAAAGGAAAGCUACUUAAUGAAAGAGUUUUUCAGGUAAGUUUUGUUAUUGAUGUCACGACCUACCUCCAUGUAAUUGAGGAUAUCCUGUCUAUCAUUUCGGAAUUCAUUUUACUUCAGUCGGACAAACGUUUCAGUUAGGGAACAGUCAUUGAUUAUUGCCAAGGGGGGGGAAGGGAGGUUGGAGGAUUUGCGGGGAGAUCACACGGCUUUCAGGGGGGAACGGAGGGUAGAAUCGGUCGUCACUAACAGAGUGUGAACAGGGGAGAAGAAAAAAUUGACUGCCGUCAUUAGAAUACUACAGAACCUUAGGGGGGGAUCAGAUAAAUUUUAUCGUAACAAAACCAAAAUCAUAAGACCCCCACCCAGCAUGUUUCUUUUAAACAAAUCCGUACAGUGAAGUCCCACUGACUCGCACUCCUGUUCUCUCCGCGCCUCGUUUCCUCGAAAUUAGGCCUCUUAUCGGGAGUGGACCGUCUCAUUUUCUUCUGGAUAUCUCGACGCAUUUUUACAGAUCUCCAAGACGUUCGCGAUCGUACCGUGUGCCGUAUUGCUAACUCGUAAAACUUUCUGAUCAUCCAGAUUGCAAAAUCAGCACAUGACGGCAGUAUGCAUGCGGUCAGCGGCGGAACAAUGGUUGGCAGUGAGACAUUUGGCUGUGAUGUCAUUGACCAUGUGUGUUGCCACUGUGGUAGUCAUCUUCACAAGCAACAACAGUAAGUGUAAGUCAUGAUUGACUGAUAAAUGAAACUAAAUAACUCCUAAAUGACUAUGUCGAAGCUUUGCUUAACUUGCAUCCCAACUUGACUUCUGAAAGUUAACGGACUCUAAUGGAACCCGGUAGAUAUGACCGCCUUCCGUCAGGAAUAUUUUAGUGGUAUUACGGAGAUAUUAGAUGGGGUUACACUGAAGAACUGUUGCCCCCCUCUCCUCUGGAACCGAAGCAUUUGUAGCUAAUUCUCCAGCUUAUUUGCAAACAUUUUGUCAGAUGUGCCUAAGUUACUUUUGGUUUUUGUCCGGGGAAAAAUUGAAGGGAAUCGUUGAGGCAAAACCAGCUUACCCCAGCUAGGGCUUGAAGGUACGGUAUUGAGUAACUAACUUCUUUGAAGCACUUACCAACAUACAUAGUGCUGGUUGACCAGGAACGAAUUUUUUCUUUUUCAGCUUUUGUCGCUCUGUCGUUGGCAUUUGUCAGACAGCUUGUUGUAGGAAUUGCUAUUAUUCCAUUUCUCGUCAAAAACAUAGAACAGGACAUGACUUCAGCGGCCCGAUUGAUGAGUUUCCAUGACAUGCGCUCCGAGUCUAGUCACCAGAAUGACACGAAGCCACCCGAAGAUUGGCCGAAGGAGGGCGCCGUGUGUAUCAGCGAUUCCUUAUUGGCUCACACCUACGGUCGUCGACGGGUAUCAUUUGAAACGUUGUCUUUAAGCAUUGAGCCAAGAGAGAAAGUUUGUAUCAUAGGCCAAAAAAACGCAAAGACGAUCUCCUUUGCUUCUAAACUUAUGCUUCUGUCAAAAGAAUCCCAACAGGAGGUAUGGGUCGAUGAUAUUUCACUAGCAACGAUUAGUCUCCGAGAAGCGAGGAAAGCUUUCUGCACACUUCAGCAAACACCAUUCAUUUUUACGGCUUCAAUACGAAAAAACCUUGACCCGGAAGAGAAACAUGAAGACGAAGAGUUGUGGAACGUUUUGGAUACCGUGACAAUGAAAGAAUAUGUGAAAGGACUGCCUGGGGGGCUAGACUACAUGAUGACACAGUCUGUGAACUUCUCCAAUUCUCGGCUGCUGUUGUUGUCUCUCGCUCGUGCGAUACUACAGAAGAAGAAAAUCGUGAUUUUUGAUGGAGUUGUCUCAGGCGUCGACUUCACCACAUUGCGCAUAAUCCAUAGUGUUGUUAAGAACCAGUUUGCCAAUUCUUCAGUGAUCACGGUUGCGUAUGGACCUAUUGGACUGGAAACAAUUCUGCACCACGACCGCGUUGUUGUUAUGGAACAAGGGAGGAUUGUGGAAAUGGAUAGCCCAAAUGUUCUACUCGCCCGGAAGGGAAGCUUACUGUCAGAAUUUCUUGCCCCCACGUGA